GCUGCUACGUCACCAAGCCAUCCGCCCCAAUCCUCAUCCAGGCAUUUACUCUGAGUGUGUGAGUGUGGAUGUGUGUGUGGCAUCUUUGCCACAUGACUCUCCCACCCCUCCUUCCCCUGCUUUGCCUGGAGCUGGGCUUGGAUUGUCAACAUCUCCGGCACAUUGUGGCCAUCCCUGCUAUUUUGCCCUUACCUUCAGAGCUCAUAGAAAGAGCCAAAGGAGGCAACAUCUGGGAGUAGCUUCAAGAAGACUGAAAUCAGAGGCAGAAUGCCCACCUUGGAGAAGCUCAUCUGGUAACAGCAUCGUGGUCUCUUUGGUGCCAGGUGAAGACUUUUGGAUUCACAAGCUUCAAGGAUGGCGAACAAGACCCAUGAGGAAAGGUUGAAAGACUUAGGGUCCACAAUGAACGCAGCACGGAGGUCAGCCCGAGUGGAUUCGGGGGCGACAGAGUCCCAGAUGGAGCCGUCCCUCAAUGCCACCGAAAUGCCCAGCAAGGAGAAUGUUUUUUCCGACAUGAAAGACAAGUUCAUGAACAAACUGGGAAAGCUGCCAAUUCCACCUUGGGCUUUGGCCGCGAUCAUCAUUGUUGUUGGAGUGCUACUUCUGUGCUGCUGCUUCUGCAUCUGUAAAAAAUGCUUUGGCAAAAAGAAGAAAGGAAAGAAAGGGAAAGACAAAGGGAAGGCUCAGAUUAAUAUGAAAGAGGUGAAAGAGUUGGGCAAAAGCUACAUUGAUAAGGUCCAGCCUGAGGUAGAAGAUUUGGACCCAUCACUGUUGCAGGAGCCUAAAGAGGAGAAGCCACAGGAACAGUUGGGGAAACUCCAGUACUCACUUGACUAUGACUUUCAGAGCACACAGCUGGUAGUGGGCAUAAUACAAGCUGCUGACCUCCCAGCACUGGACAUUGGAGGUACCUCUGAUCCUUAUGUCAAAGUCUUCCUGCUCCCAGAGAAAAAGAAAAAAUAUGAGACCAAAGUCCAUCGCAAAACACUCAACCCCACGUUUAAUGAGUCCUUCACAUUUAAGAUUCCCUACUCAGAGCUGGGUGGCAAGACCCUUGUCAUGUCUGUCUAUGACUUUGACCGCUUCUCCAAGCACGAUGCCAUUGGUGAGAUCCGUAUUCCCAUGAACACUGUAGAUCUGGCUCAUGUGAUUGAGGAGUGGCGGGACCUACAGUCAGCGGAGAAGGAGGAGCAUGAGAAAUUGGGAGAUGUCUGCUUUUCACUCCGGUAUGUCCCUACAGCUGGGAAGCUGACUGUGAUAGUCCUGGAAGCCAAAAACCUCAAAAAGAUGGAUGUGGGAGGUCUUUCAGACCCCUAUGUUAAAAUUCAUCUCAUGCAGGGAGGGAAACGUAUUAAGAAGAAGAAAACAACCAUAAAGAAGAAUACAUUGAAUCCUUAUUAUAACGAGUCCUUCAGUUUUGAGGUGCCUUUUGAACAGAUCCAGAAAGUCCAGGUUGUCCUGACGGUCCUGGAUUAUGACAAGCUUGGCAAGAAUGAAGCCAUUGGAAAGGUCUUUGUAGGCUGCAACGCUACGGGCGCAGAGCUUCGCCACUGGUCCGACAUGCUGGCCAACCCUCGGCGGCCCAUUGCCCAGUGGCACACCCUGCAGCCUGAAGAGGAGGUGGACGCAGCGGUUGGCAUAAAGACCUCUUGAUGCCCCUUGGUUGCUGGCCGAAUUACUCGGCAACAAUUCUGUCUCCCGUCCAGAGCGCAUGGGAGUGUGUGGGUGAGGCGCCCCUGAAAAUGCGUAUGUGUGUGUGGAGGGGGGAGCCUGUGAGCCUGUCUCUUCUCUCAGAGCCAUUUCCUGUUGAAAAAAAAUAUCUUCCAAGAGUAAAUCCUGUUUUUAUCCACUGUGUGAAAAAAGGAAGGAAGCUUGCAUAGUAGUUGGAGACAGGUGAGAGGUUUAAUACAGGUUUACUAUGAAGCUAACAAAGCAAAUAUUACAAGUUUAGAUACUUUGGUUUUCAGAUAUGAGUCAUGCACUUCAAAUCUGACUCUCAUUAGCAGGUGGGCUUACCUUUCAAGACAAAAAAAUACUUAAAUUUAUUGGAUCAUAUGUUACCAUGCUGCCAUAGGUCUCAAAUAAACCUACUGUUUAUCCCUUUCAACCAAUAGAUUUGCUGCCGGUGUCUUUAAGUGAAACUAUUUCGUACACGUUUUGGCUAAUGUUCUAUGGUGCCAUGUUUGAAAACUAGACCUCAAGUGGAAAUCUGUCGUAAACAAUCUCUACAGUUGCAUUUACAACAGGUUUACCAACAUGUUUUUUCUGAUUACGUCAACUAUAUAACCUUAGAUGUUGUGUUAUAUCUGGAAAGCAAGAUGCAAAGUUAAAAAGCAUACCAGAAAUGUUUUGAAACAUCUACCCAAAAAUAUUUGAAAACAUAGAAAAUAGGAAACUUUAAAAUAGCUUUACAUUUGACCAAGGCUACAGUUUAUACUCAUUUAUCUGAGAGUAUGUCUAUUGAAUCAAACAGUACUUAUUUCAGGGGAGGCAUUUAUGAAACUGAUUCAUACAAAAAAUUUAAAAUGUUGGUAUUUUGUGUUAUUAAACAUUUAAAAUUUGGAUCGCCUUAGGGCCGUUCCAUACAGCUGAAUAAAAUCCUACAUUAUCUGCUUUGAACUGGAAUAUAUGGCAGUGUGGACUCAGAUUACCCAGUUCAAAGUAGAUAUUGUGGGAUUUUCUGCCUUGAUAUUCUGGGAUAUAGGGCUGUGUGGAAAAGCCCUUAGAAAACCCAAAACACUGUUGUUAGGGAUAAGAUUUAAAAUAUAAUAUGUAUGAGUUUAAAAUACAGAACUCUAGAAAGUGUGUGGUAGUAGCACUAAUUAUUUAAAUACCUUAUAUUAACAUGCUUAUUUGGUGUAUAAAAACUAGAUAUUCAACUAAACUGUAGUAUAAAUUGGUAAUUUAGGUCCCUUCUGCACUGAUUUAUAAUCCAGAUUACCAACGCAGAUAAUCCACAUUAUCUGAAUUGAACUGGAUUAUUUCAGUCAACAUUGCCAUGUAAUCCAGUUCAAAGCAGAUAGUUUGAAUUGUAUAAGGCAGCGUAGAAGAGGCCUUAGUUUCACCUGCAAAACUAACAUGGUUUUUUUUUCCAGUUUUAAUCUUUAAGCAUAGUUGAGCAUUAAACAUCAGCCAAUGAAUUAAACUACUCAUAUAUAGUUUAUCCUAUUCUAUAUUGGUAUAAUUUCAAUUUUAUAGCAGUUUUAACACAGCCAUUGACCAAUUUUACAGUACCUGCUCGACAGCAUAUUUAUUAAAUGUUUGAUAUGGGUAUUAUACAAAAUUUGCUAUAAGCUUUAUGUAGACCAGAUAACUACAGAUUUACUAGUGUUUUACUACCCAACUUGUAAUAAUUUUGCUAUCUUGAAAACAAGUUUACAUUUUUGCUACAAGCUUAAGCCUAGUUUAUUAUUACAACUGCAAUGAGUUUGAUGUUUGACACAUUUUAUAAAUGACAAAGAACAUUUAUCCAGAUGUUUACUAUAGGAUUUACAGCUGGUUUACAAUGGUUUUACAUAGGCUGAAAAAAUGUUUACAAUCCAUUCACCUUUGCUGUGGCAAUGUUACAAAAGAACGGGUUUUACAACAAAUAUUUUGUAAUUCUCUAAGUAAUUCUCUAAUGCUAGCUAAUUUGCUGGGCAAUUUAUUUAGCGAGUAAAUUCACAUUAGCAACAAUGUUAUUUAAAAAAAAAAUCCAGCCAUUUAAAGAAUUAAUUUAAAAAUUCAAGCUUUCGAACUCCAAACCCAAAUUUUUGCAUUAAAAUUUCAAAAAUCAUAUUUUGAACCUGAAUUUUGAACAAAGUUCUGAGAAAGCUUUUAUGUGGACCAGGGGAUGCUGGGAGUUGCUAUCACAAAAGUAACUUUAGAUGUGCUCCAUAAUUUUAAAAGAAUACAAUAUUUGAGUUUCGUGCAGGAACUCAAUUUAGAACUAUAGCUAUUAAUAUGGAAGAAAAUUUCUUAUUCACUAUACAUUUACAAUAGAUUUUGUAUCUAACAUGAAUCUGAAGUUCACCUAAGUGUUGAAUCCAUGGAACUCAGAGAAAGAGACUGUUAGGUUGUAGACAUAUUUCAUAAUCUUGUGAGUUGCAGAUGAGGUCCAGUUUUCAAAGAAAGUUGCCAUCCAUAUUUAGGAAAAGAUGGAAUCAUUUUAAUAUGGUCUGAAUUAGAAUUACCAUAUAUCCUUUUUGAUGAAUUUACCUACUCCUUGACCAUACCCAUGGGAUUAUAAUUCCACCACCUCUUUCUUUUAGAAUGAUAUAAUAAUCUUCAUCACCAUUGUUAUCAUCUUCAUUAAUAGCUCCAGCAGAUCUUUUGAUUCAGUAAGAAUUUGAGAAGCCUAUACUUGCACAUUUUUUAUUCUGUUGGUCUACUGCAGUGGUUCCCAACCUUUGGUCCUCCGGGUGUUUUGGACUUCAGCUCCCACAAUUCCUAACAGCUGGUAAACUGCCUGGGAUUUCUGGAAGUUGAAGUCCAAAACACCUGGAGGACCAAAGGUUGGGAACCACUGGUCUACUGUCUGGGAUUAGCAAUUGCAUUUAAAGCCUUUCUCUUCUUCGGGAGGUAGAACAGUAUUAUGUUUUUGAAAUCCUCUUGGGUGAGGGGGGAAUAGAAAGUGUCUAAAUCUUGCAAUAUAUUCCUACAUAUGUUUUCUUAUAGUUAAAUCCCACUAAAUUAAAUGGCACUUAUUCCCAGAAAGAUGGGUAACUAAAGUUAUAACUUUCAUAGUUUUAUAUUCAGGAAGGGUAAUUUUAAAUUGCUUUGGAGGUUAUCUAGCUAAUAUUCUCUCAUCCUGGCUUUAAAGGCACAUCAUCAGUUCUCCCACACUGAGUGCUUUUAGAAAGAGUUGCCAGAUGGAAAACAGGAGGUGGUUUCUGUUUCUUUAAUGGUUGCAUAGAAGAGGGAAUUUCAUCUUGUCAUGCAUCUAGGUAACAAGCAAUAGUCUUCUGAAAUCCCUGAGCUGCAAAACUUGCUGACCGAAAGGUCGGCAGUUCGACUCCACAGAGCAGGGGAGCUCCCAUCAUAAGCCCCAGCUUCAGCCAACAUAGCAGUUUGAAAAUAUGAAAAUUUGAGUAGAUCAAUAGGUACUGCUUUGGCGGGAAGGUAAUGGCCCUCCGUGCAGUCAUGCUGGCCACAUGUACUACCGUGUUUCCCCGAAAAUAAGACAGUGUCUUAUAUUAUUUUUUGCUCCCAAAAUGUGCUAGGUCUUAUUUUCAGGGGCUGUCUUAUUUUUCCAUGAAGAAGAAUUCACAUUUAUUGUUGAACAAAAAAAGAAAGAACAUUUAUUAUAUACUGUACAGUAGUUGUCAUCACAAACCAGCAUAACCAGACAAACUGUAAAUCCUAUCAAGAUUUUCUUGUUACUAUUUAUUUCCAUGUACAACACUCUACGAUAUGUACAUUUACCAAUCCUGCAUGCUCUGGUGUUCUGUUCGGCGGGCAUGCUUACAAACAAAAACUUUGCUAGGCCUUACUUUCGGGGGAGGCCUUAUAUUUAGCAUUUCAGCAAAACCUCUACUAGGUCUUAUUUUCUGGGGAUGUCUUAUUUUAGGGGAAACAGGGUAGGAAGCAUCUAUGGACAACACCAGGACUUCAGUUUAGAACUGGAGAUGAGCACCAUCCCCCAGAGUCGGACUCAACUAGACUUAAUGUCAUGGGGAAACUUUUACCUUACAUAACUUUUAAAGGGAUAGAAGCUGUCUCCAGUUCUCAAUGUGGCAGCCUUACAAGAAGACCCUUGGCAGAAACAGAAGACAAAAGUUAUGAAAAAAAAUAUACAUUACUACCUAAAUAGUCUGCCUAAACAUUAGGAAGAAUUUCCUGAUGGUAAGGGCUAUUUGACAGUGGAUUAUGCUGGCCAGAGUGCUUGAAAAAAAGAUGGUCUAUCAGCUCUUUCACAAUCUACAUAACUUUUUAUUCCAUUCUUAUGGGGAUUUCUCAAACCAAUGUAUUAAUUCCCUAAGCCAGUUUUCACAUUAUUUUUUCUCAGAUUUUAUAGAGGUAGGAAUUGUGCAAUGGAAGUCCAGGGAAAUAAAAAAGGGUUGUUUUAACAUAUGAAUUUUACCCACUGUCAAAUUACAUGUAUUCUAGGCUCCACGAGUCUAGCUGGUAUGCUUUGUUUCAUCCAAAUAUAAAGAAAAUUAGUUUUUAAAUGAAACCUAGCUCCUAGUGGUAUUCUUAGAGCGCAGCUGAGUUUAGCAUAAUCUUUUCUACACAGAUGUUUAGGCUCGAAGUGUUUUUUUUAUCAGCCUACCAACCAUAACAAAUAAAUGAUAAAGGAUUGUGAAUAUUAUAGCCCAAAGGUUUCUCUUGAUUUACAAAAACAGCCUGGAUUUUCAACCUGUUUGGGCUUUGAGUAUAGCUGUUGAUCAUUAGUGAUAACAGGUAAGGAUCACCACCCAGUGAUGAAUGUCGAAUCUAAAAUUAAUUUCCUUCAAAAAAGGAAAUAAUACUCUAAUCACAUAAGUGAGUACACUCAAGCCUUCCAAAAGAAAGUCCCCAGAAAUUAAUUAUUGCCUCAUGCUUUGUUAUUAAAAAUGUAAAUGGAUCCUGUUCAUUUCAUCAAUAAGCCCAUGUUAAUACCUAAAGCUAUGCAGAUCCUCGUAGAUCCAGUGUCAAAUCUGUAACCAUGGAAAUGUUGUUACUAAUAGCUUCUUGAGGAGAUGUGGAUCUCACUCUCCUUCUACACUGUGGAGCAGGAUUCAAAGAUUAAACCAAAAAGGAAGGAAGGAAGGAAGGAAGGAAGGAAGGAAGGAAGGAAGGAAGGAAGGAAGGAAGGAAGGAAGGAAGGAAGGAAGGAAGGAAGGAAGGAAGGAAAACCGAUAGACCUAUCAGAAGACUUGACCCAGGUUAUCUGGCCAUCUGAGGGGCAUGGUGGCCAUAUUGAUUUGUUGCUAACUGAUGUGUUUUAUAGUUGCAGUGUUGAUAGGAUUGCAUAUCCACCUCCAUGUCAUUUUAGAUUUUCCCCUUCUCUGCUGACCCUCCCAGAUCAAUCUUGUGUCAAACAAAGCCAUCACACCCCUUUGGUUUUCAUUUUGUUAAUGUCAAAGAGAAGAGAAGCAUUCCAGAUCAUGGUUACUGCCGAGCCACAAGGAGUACUGUGUAAUGUGUCACACAAAUGACUGUUCAUUUCAAGUAGCUCAAACACCAUCUCAUUAUCUGCUAGCACCAUCCGCACCCUUGAGUAGACCAAGAGGGUGUCCAUAGAAGAUGGAUGACAUUGAGUUGUUGGUCAGUGCUGUGUUGUAUUUCCAUCCAAUGUGCCCUGCAAGCAAAUUCGCCUUUCUCACACCUCCUUUUCCCUGCUAACAUCUAUCCUCUGCUUUUAUUUGGCAUCGGCUAGCAUGGAGAUGCCAAAGUCAACAUGUCCACAGCAGUGAAAAUAGGCCACCUCGAAGUUUAACUGUCAUGAUUGAAGGGCUUGUGUAAAGUGCAGAAGGCUUUGUAACUUUGGUGUGUGUUGUUUCUAUUCCCCAACAAUUCCUCUCAACCACCCUUUUUAGUGGUGCUGUCCUUUGAAAGCUGCCCUCCGUUUCCCUUUUGAAACCAGUUUUAAUAUUGAUGUAUUUGACCAAGCAGUACUCUUGUCUGUUAAUAAAUAAGAGAGCUCUAUA
Molecule: messenger RNA, 7610 nt
Organism: Anolis carolinensis (green anole)
Lineage: Eukaryota; Metazoa; Chordata; Lepidosauria; Squamata; Anolidae
Gene: syt5
Product: synaptotagmin 5
Exons: 10
Coding region: 355-1653 (432 amino acids)
Biological process (GO): cellular response to calcium ion; regulation of calcium ion-dependent exocytosis; calcium ion-regulated exocytosis of neurotransmitter
Cellular component (GO): plasma membrane; axon; synaptic vesicle membrane
Molecular function (GO): phosphatidylserine binding; clathrin binding; calcium ion binding
Source: RefSeq, a predicted model, not a curated record